GCCCGGCCGAGACCGGACACUCCCCGGGGCCGGCGGACCCAGCGGCCUGCGGACGGGACCCGGAUCGCACCCGCGAGAUGGCGGCCGCGGCCGUGAGCAGCGCCAAGCGGAGCCUGCGGGCCGAGCUGAAGCGGCGUUUGCGGGCGCUGAGCGCCGAGGAGCGGCUGCGCCAGUCCCGCCUCUUGGCCCAGAAGGUGUUUACCCAUAGUCAAUAUCAAAAGUCCAAAAGAAUCUCCAUCUUUCUGAGCAUGCAAGAUGAAAUUGAGACAGAAGAGAUCAUCAAGGACAUUUUCCAACAAGGCAAAACCUGCUUUAUCCCACGGUACCAGUUCCAGAGCAAUCACAUGGAUAUGGUGAAAUUAGCAUCGCCUGAGGAAAUCUCUUCACUUCCCAAAACAUCCUGGAAUAUUCAUCAGCCCAGUGAGGUCGAGGUUCGGGAGGAGGCCUUGUCCACAGGGGGACUUGAUCUCAUCUUCAUGCCGGGUCUUGGGUUUGACAAACACGGCAACCGUUUGGGGCGGGGCAAGGGCUACUACGAUGCCUACCUGAAGCGCUGUCUGCAGUCCCAGGAUGUGAGGCCCUACACCCUGGCCUUGGCUUUCAAAGAGCAGAUUUGCCUUCAGGUCCCCGUGGAUGAAAAUGACAUGAAGGUAGAUGAAGUGCUUUACGAAGACUCCUCAGCAUCUUAAAUCCUGAAGACCACAGCCAAAUAAUCAAGGUUUUGUGCCAGAGAAAAGCCAAACAUGUGUAUUUUCCCUUGUCAGAAAUUAGUGGAAAUUGCACAAUAAUGUGAAUAUGGGCUGUAGUGUUUUCAGUGUAAUUGUUAGAUACCGAACAUGAAACCAUUUUAAAAAAUCAAUAGCAGGGGCUUCCCUGGUGGCGCAGUGGUUAAGAACCCGCCUGCCAAUGCAGGGGACACGGGUUCAAGCCCUGGUCUGGGAAGAUUCCACAUGCCAUGGAGCAACUAAGCCCGUGCGCCACAACUACUGAGCCUGCGCUCUGGAGCCCAUGAGCCACAACUGCUGAUCCCGUGUGCCACAACUGCUGAAGCCCACGCACCUAGAGCCCGUGCUCCACAACAGGAGACGCCACCGCAAUGAGAGUCCUGUGCACCGCAAUGAAGAGUAGCCCCUGCUCACCGCAACUAGAGAAAGCCCGUGCACAGCAACAAAGACCCAAUGCAACCAAAAAUAAAUAAUAAAUAAAUUAAUUAAUUUAAAAAAAUCAAUAGCAGUGUGUGUAAUAGAACAUUAAUUAAAACGGAGGCUAUCACCAUAUGAUUUUUAGCUUAACUUUCUGGUAUUAAUGUCCCAGGUUGAUCUUUCUGUUUUAUAGUUUAAGUUUAAUAUUUAUGAGGCACUAUGCUCCAACUCAGAGUGUGAGGGGAAAAUAAACUCAUCUGAAGUGGACACUUUCAUUAAGUCCUGUCAUGGGCCUGGGUCAGUCUGGCACGCAUAUGGAGGUUCAGCAGUUAUUAAAUGAUUUAUUGGUGUUUGCUUUGUGUACAAAGUUCUCCAAGAAUAUUAUACCCUUUCAUCAUGGCUUCACUUACU
Messenger RNA from Eubalaena glacialis (North Atlantic right whale), 1553 nucleotides. RefSeq names its product methenyltetrahydrofolate synthetase (gene MTHFS). The record is from RefSeq and is a predicted model, not a curated record. The transcript has 3 exons. Bases 78 to 689 code for a protein of 203 amino acids. Gene Ontology annotation, cellular component: mitochondrion. Gene Ontology annotation, biological process: tetrahydrofolate interconversion; folic acid-containing compound biosynthetic process. Lineage: Eukaryota; Metazoa; Chordata; Mammalia; Artiodactyla; Balaenidae. Gene Ontology annotation, molecular function: 5-formyltetrahydrofolate cyclo-ligase activity.